UAAACGGCGAGCAAACGCUUCCUGUUUUGUUGACUGCAAUACACACGAGUGAAGGACCAAAAGCCAAACAUUUGGUGUAUUUAAUCAUCUUUAUCGGGAAAAAUACAUCACCAACACAUGAGUAAAGUUGAAGACUAUUUCUAAAGUCGCUGGUUAAACUUUAUGUUUACAGCCGAGUAUAUCCUAACGUUAUUGAAAAGUCCGGUAGCUUUUAAACGUUAGAUUCGGUUGAAAACGUUAAGAUGCCGUCCCGUGUUGAAGACUACGAGUUGCUGUUCACCAUAGGAACGGGUUCCUAUGGGAAAUGCCAGAAAAUAAGAAGGAAAUCUGAUGGGAAAAUCCUUGUGUGGAAGGAGCUGGACUAUGGCACCAUGGGAGAGAGUGAAAAGCAGAUGCUGGUGUCAGAGGUGAACCUCCUGAGGGAGCUCAAGCACCCAAACAUCGUGAAGUACUAUGACCGCAUCAUAGACCGGAUUAAUGCCAAGCUAUACAUUGUCAUGGAGUACUGCGAGGGUGGGGACCUGUCCAGCCUCAUCGCCCAAUGCAUCAAAGUAGGUCGUUAUUUGGAGGAGCAGUUUGUCCUGCGAGUCAUGGCACAGCUCAUGUUGGCCCUGAAGGAGUGCCACAAACGCAGUGACGGCAGGGCUACAGUCCUUCAUCGAGACCUGAAACCAGCCAACAUCUUCCUCGACAUCAAACAGAAUGUGAAGCUCGGAGACUUUGGCCUCGCGAGGAUCCUGAACCAUGACACCAGUUUUGCAAAGACAUUUGUCGGCACACCUUACUACAUGUCUCCAGAACAAAUAGACCGGAUGUCAUACAAUGAGAAGUCAGAUAUAUGGUCCCUGGGGUGUUUGCUGUAUGAACUCUGUGCAUUGUCCCCUCCAUUUACUGCCUACCGUCAAAAAGAACUUGCAGUAAAGAUCAGGGAGGGGAAGUUCAGAAGAAUCCCGUACCGGUACUCUGAGGAACUCAACAACUUACUGUGCAAAAUGCUCAACCUGAAGGACUAUCUGAGGCCCUCUGUGGAGUCUAUUCUCCAGAGCAGCCUGUUGGCCGAGGCGGUUGCUGAGGAGCUGAGGAGGGCACAGGCUCGACUCCAAAGGAGGGCGGCAGACUCCGACGGUCCUCCUAACAAAGCGGCUGACCCGACACCCGCUCCCACCGCAGAGCUCAGACUCCGGGAGCAAGCGCUACGCGACCGAGAAAAGGCACUGAAGGAACGUGAGGAGAGGCUGGAGCAAAGAGAGCAGGAGCUUUGUGUCCGUGAGCGACUGUCAAAUGAGAAACUCGCAAGAGCAGAGAGUUUACUGAAGAAUUGCAACCGCCUGCAGCAGCAGAGGGAUGGCAAAGACAUAGAUUUGGAGAACCUCUCUCCGGGCACAAAGAAAGUCCACUUUGCUGGUGAGAGCAAAGAGAACCAGCGGCCUGAUGGGCAUCUGAGCGGGACGUCCCAGGAGAUGAUUAUGAGGAGGCUGCAUGCGGCCAACCUGCGCGCUCAGACACUGAAUGAAGUGGAGAAGACAUGUCAGUUCAAGAGCAGGCAGAUACUCGGCAUCCGCUGAUCUCAAAGAUACCCCUGUCUGACAUGUGACUGAUUUGUUAAAGCCUCUGAAGGCUAGUCGUUGUAACUGGAUUUGGAUGUAAAUUAAGCUGUAUUUAUUUGAUGAUUCUAUGGUGAAGCAAACUGAUUGAAUCCUCUUUAGUGUCAUGUGUAUGUUAAUGUCAAGAAUUUCAUUAAGUUUGAUGUGUGGAUGUACUCAUUUUAAAGAUGGUUUAUUAUAAAUGUACUGUAUAUUCUGUUGAAUAUAAGUUUCUCUUACAAACUGCUUAGAAAUGGGCAUAAACAGGGCAAAUUGUAUCUACAACCAAAUGUUAAAACUUAUUUUUAGACAAGUUAUAAUAGUAUAUGAAGAGCAAUCUUUGUGAACAUUUGAACUAUGCAAAUUGACUGAUUGUGAAUUUAAGCGUUUACAUUACCAGAUUUAAAAACUACUAAUUGUAGUUUUAAAUAAUUACGACACAAUAGGUACAUUACCCACCCUUAAAGACAUUCUCAGUUCCUAAGAUGCUCAGUUUGUCGUAGUAAAAUACAUAAACAUACAUGUUGUUUAAUAAAUGUGUCAAACAAAUCAC
Molecule: messenger RNA, 2136 nt
Organism: Gymnodraco acuticeps
Lineage: Eukaryota; Metazoa; Chordata; Actinopteri; Perciformes; Bathydraconidae
Gene: nek2
Product: NIMA-related kinase 2
Exons: 9
Coding region: 243-1565 (440 amino acids)
Biological process (GO): protein phosphorylation
Molecular function (GO): protein kinase activity; ATP binding
Source: RefSeq, a predicted model, not a curated record